CAUAUCAAUUUGACUAAUUGGCGUCUGUUUUGUCCCAUUGAUUCUCAUGUUUUACUGCUUUUAUAAAUUAUAAAGCAUUUUCUUUUUAAGUACUUUUACCUCCAUUAUCUCAAUUCAUAUAUAAACCCAUUUCCCUAUAUGUCUUCUCUACACCAAUACACUCUUCCAAAAAACAGAAUAAUUUAGGGGGCAAAAAGUUCCUGAGUGGUCUCUGUUUCUCUCUGUUUUUACAUAUGGCUGAGGUUCAUAGUAGCAACGCCGAUGGAAUUAAACUUUUUGGCACCAUGAUUCAUUUACAAACACGAAAAUUGAAGGAAGAACCGGAGAAAGGCGGACCGGUCGCCGGCGGUGGUGAAGGUGAUGAAACAGAGAUGAAGAGACCGGAAAAAAUUAUUCCAUGUCCAAGAUGUAAGAGUAUGGACACCAAAUUCUGUUACUUCAACAAUUACAAUGUUAAUCAGCCCAGACAUUUCUGCAAGGGUUGUCAAAGGUACUGGACGGCCGGUGGGGCGCUCCGGAACGUACCCAUCGGAGCUGGUCGUCGUAGAGCCAAGCCGCCGCCUAAUUGCCGGACCCUUUCCGGCGAGCUAUCUGAGGAUUAUGGGCAGUAUUACGAUGCGGCUUCUGGGAUUAUUCAUCAGCUUGAAUUGGAUGCGGUGGAGGGGUGGCAUCUGACGGUGGCGGAACAGGAUUUUACCAAAGUUUUUCCUUUCAAACGCCGGAAGAUUAUCGGUCAACACGGUCAAACGUCUUAACUUCUUCUUUUUUUUCUUUUUUUUGAUGACUUUAUGUGGAAAUUAGAGAUAUAGAGUUUAAAUUAAUUACUGGAGAUAUGAUAAUGUAAAUAAAUAUUUAUCCGUGUGGUUAAUCAAAGAGCUGAUGAUCCGAUGAUUCA
This is a messenger RNA of Cucumis melo (muskmelon), 895 nucleotides long. RefSeq names its product dof zinc finger protein DOF1.5. NCBI's taxonomy places the organism in Eukaryota, Viridiplantae, Streptophyta, Magnoliopsida, Cucurbitales, Cucurbitaceae. The transcript has a single exon. The record is from RefSeq and is a predicted model, not a curated record. Gene Ontology annotation, molecular function: DNA-binding transcription factor activity; DNA binding. The coding region runs from base 234 to 755 and encodes 173 amino acids. Gene Ontology annotation, biological process: regulation of DNA-templated transcription.